AUGUGUUUUGGGUUCCCAAUUGGCAAUCUCCUCCGCCUGUAACUCAACUCAGCUCAACUGCAGCCGAAGCCAUUUAUUAGUCACGCCGCAGAGCCAACGGCUCGGCUCCUUUGGCAGCCGCACCUCCGCCGGGAAUGUCGUCGCUGAAGCUCCCACAGCCGCCGUUCUCCGCCGCUGUCUGCUCCCUUCGAGGCUCUCUCCUCACUCUUGCCGUCCUCACCCUCGUCUCCUUCAUUUACGUCUCCCUCAGAUCCCUCAACUCCUCCUUCCACCAGACCUUCUCCCCUACCCCCGUCGCCGUGCAGCGCUCUCCGUCCAAGGUGUUGCGCGGCGGCGACGCGGAUCAUGUGGGGAAAUUGGAGGCGUUGGAAAGGAGUGGAGUCGAGAGUGACGGACGAGACGACGAUGUUUAUCAUUCAUCUAAGGUGUUCGAAUUGAACUACGAGGAGAUGAUGAGUAAAUUCAAGGUUUACAUUUACCCUGAUGGGGAUCCGAAUACGUAUUACCAGACUCCUCGGAAGCUGACGGGGAAAUACGCGAGUGAGGGAUAUUUCUUUCAGAAUCUUAGGGAGAGUAAUUUCGUGACGAAUGAGCCAGAUCAGGCGGAUUUGUUCUUCAUCCCAAUCUCUUGUCACAAGAUGCGUGGUAAGGGUAUAUCAUACGGAAAUAUGACCAUAAUAGUCAAGGACUAUUUGGAGAGCCUGAUAUCCAAGUAUCCCUAUUGGAACAGGACACUGGGUGCAGAUCAUUUCUUUGUUACUUGCCACGAUGUAGGUGUGAGAGCCACUGAAGGACUCCCGAAUCUGGUAAAAAACUCCAUUCGUGUUGUUUGUUCUCCCAGCUAUGAUGUUGGGUUUAUACCGCACAAAGAUGUUGCCCUCCCACAAAUUCUUCAGCCAUUUGCCCUUCCAGCUGGAGGAAAUGAUGUGGAAAAUAGGACAACACUUGGUUUCUGGGCUGGGCAUAGAAAUUCUAAAAUUAGGGUCAUACUGGCUCGGGUAUGGGAAAACGACACAGAACUAGAUAUUUCAAAUAAUAGAAUCAACAGAGCAACUGGACAUCUGGUGUAUCAGAAAAGGUUUUACAGGACGAAGUUUUGCAUUUGCCCUGGUGGCUCUCAAGUUAAUAGUGCUCGUAUAACAGAUUCUAUACAUUAUGGAUGCAUACCUGUGAUACUCUCGAACUAUUAUGAUUUGCCCUUCAACAACAUAGUAAAUUGGCAUAAAUUCUCGGUAGUACUAAAGGAGACAGAUGUAUAUCAGCUAAAGCAGAUUCUCAAGAACAUAACGCAAGAGCAAUUUGAGGCAUUGCACUAUAAUUUGGUCAAGGUCCAGAAGCAUUUUCAAUGGAAUUCUCCACCUGUCAAUCACGACGCCUUUCAUAUGGUAAUGUAUGAGCUUUGGUUACGUCACCAUGUGAUCAAGUACUAACUUCUUCACUUCACACAAGUGUUGCCUCGAGGUUGGAUAUCCAGCGGCUGUGAAUACUGACUCUGUAUACUACUAUUUCACCAGUUCAUUCAUUGUCAAUUUUUUUUUUUUUCAAUCUUAAUAUAGCGAGCAGAACAAAUUUUGCAUCCGCCCUUUAGUUUGCUUGAAUUCAUUUUGUAUCUUUA
Molecule: messenger RNA, 1615 nt
Organism: Andrographis paniculata
Lineage: Eukaryota; Viridiplantae; Streptophyta; Magnoliopsida; Lamiales; Acanthaceae
Product: probable glycosyltransferase At5g03795
Exons: 6
Coding region: 135-1430 (431 amino acids)
Molecular function (GO): glycosyltransferase activity
Source: RefSeq, a predicted model, not a curated record